UGUUGUUAUAAUAUUGAUCUGUUUUUGCAUAAGAAAUGUCGCUGAUUCUGCAUUACGGACCGUACGAAUCGCACGGAGUCAUCAGGCAUAAGAUACAGAGGCUGAAGGGACUUGUCGAGGAAUUGACGAAGGAGAAAUACUUCGUGGAGAUGGUAGCAUCGCCGCACCUGAAUCGUUUGACGGUGGAGAUGAGGGGCCGCACGAUCUUCACCUGCGACAUCAGGAAUCUCCUAUUCAAUUUGUCGUUGGAGAUGGACGUUGUGGGUAGACGGAUAAUAGAUGUUAUAAAGCAGCACGAGGUCAUCUUCUUCGCGGAUGAGAAUGUUGCCAAAUACGAUUCGAUAAAGAGGGGCAUGCGGUGGCUCAACUACGAACACGACCUGCAGAACGUGCAUCAUUACCUGGACUCGGAUAUUUCUAUAUUCUAUCAGCUCGGUGAUCGGCAGAAGGUCGUCGCCUCGACCGAUCCCAGAUUUGCAGCACUGUUCAUGGAAAGGAUCGGCGGUGAGGAUGAUAAUGAAAUCAAGCCCGAAAAUAUGCGCUACUCGACCUACUCGCACAGCAAUCUGAUGUCCAUCAGAUCGGUGGUAGUCGACAGAUCGCGGAUUUCCAAAGAGGAAUUUGAUAUCUCUUAUAUUUCGGCCGAUCCUUCGAUGACCACCGUUUGCGUGGAUGGACCAUGUCCGAAGUGUCCGCCUCCCGAAGUGUUGGAGGAUUAUGUUAACAACGAGGAAGAUAGUACAAAUUAA
Nicrophorus vespilloides is the source of this 749-nucleotide messenger RNA. RefSeq lists its product as uncharacterized. The record is from RefSeq and is a predicted model, not a curated record. The coding region runs from base 36 to 749 and encodes 237 amino acids. NCBI's taxonomy places the organism in Eukaryota, Metazoa, Arthropoda, Insecta, Coleoptera, Silphidae. The transcript is spliced from 2 exons.